This is a messenger RNA of Penicillium cosmopolitanum, 1233 nucleotides long. RefSeq lists its product as uncharacterized. NCBI's taxonomy places the organism in Eukaryota, Fungi, Ascomycota, Eurotiomycetes, Eurotiales, Aspergillaceae. The record is from RefSeq and is a predicted model, not a curated record. The coding region runs from base 1 to 1233 and encodes 410 amino acids. The transcript has a single exon.
AUGUCUAACAUCAUCAACAAGGUCAAGGACGCCGUCGCCCAUCACGGUGACAAAGACCACAAGUCCACUGGUACUACUGAUGCCAAUGCCUAUGACUCUACCCGAUCAUCCAACUAUGGUCCUCAUGAUACCAACACUGCCAACGCUGCCGACCCCCGGAUCGACAGCGACCGCUCAGCCUACAACACUUCCACUUCUACCAACUACGGUCCUCAUGAUACCAACACUGCCAACACUGUUGACCCUCGCGUCGAUAGCGACCGCAGCUCAUAUGGUACCUCCGGUGUGACUGGAUCUACUGGCGCUUAUGGAACUACUGGCACCACUGGCACUGGCAGCACUGCUGACGCUUACGACCUGAACCGAUCCACCAACCACGGUCACCACGAUAGCAACAUCGCCAACAAGGCCGAUCCUCGCCUCGACAGCGACCGCGAUGGACGUGCCUCCUAUGGUACCACUGGCGCUACUGGUACCACUGGCGCAUAUGGCACUACUGGCUCGACUGGCUCUACUGGCUUCGCUCCUACUGCCCACUCCUCUACUCAGCCUAUCUCCACCGGUGCUGGCUCGACUGGCACAUAUGGAACUACUGGCACCACUGGCACUGGCAGCACUGCUGACGCUUACGACCUGAACCGAUCCACCAACCACGGUCACCACGAUAGCAACAUUGCCAACAAGGCUGAUCCUCGCCUCGACAGCGACCGCGAUGGCCGUGCUUCUUACAGUAACACCGGCACUGCUGGUACCACUGGCGCUUACGGUACGACCGGUGCUACUGGUACCACCGGAGGUUUUGGCUCCGUUCCCUCUGCCCACUCUGCUGCCUCUGGACCUGCCAGCUCUACCGCAGGCCCCCACAGCAGCAACAUCGCUAACGAGGCCGACCCCCGUGUCGACAGCGACCAGAGCAAGGCGAAGAAGGAGCACAUUCCUGGCCAGUACUCUGGCGUCGACCGCUUUGACCAGGACGUUCACAAGGGCAGCAUUGCGGGCGGAAACCAGGUUAUCGGCCUCCACGGCAGCAAGGGCCCUACCACCACCAAGAACUUUGACCAGUCUCAGCAGGAGAGCGCUGCCGGUAGCAGCUACAGCACCGGUGGCCCUACCACCGCCGGUCCCCACAAGAGCGACACUCUGAACAAGAUCGACCCUCGUGUUGACUCGGACCUCGAUGGCUCCAAGACCAUCGGUGGUAACCAGACUGGUGCUCAGACUCAGCGUUACUAA